Messenger RNA from Cyphomyrmex costatus, 1936 nucleotides. RefSeq names its product apoptosis-inducing factor 3. Gene Ontology annotation, cellular component: cytoplasm. Lineage: Eukaryota; Metazoa; Arthropoda; Insecta; Hymenoptera; Formicidae. Bases 67 to 1812 code for a protein of 581 amino acids. The transcript has 7 exons. The record is from RefSeq and is a predicted model, not a curated record. Gene Ontology annotation, molecular function: oxidoreductase activity, acting on NAD(P)H; 2 iron, 2 sulfur cluster binding.
GUAAGCACGGCCUCUCUCACGUUCUUCGACUCUCAGUCUUGUCGACAGUUCGCGUACGGCUGCAGCAUGGGCGCCAGUCAUUGCAAAACCUUCCGGAGAAGCGCCGGCUCGAGUCGAGACACAUCCGCCGCAACAGGUACCUCAAAAGAGCAUGAUGACACCUAUAUUGAGGAAGUGGUUUGUAAGCAGGAAGAUAUCAACGAAAAUGAGAUGAAAAUGCUACCGUUGGGGGAUAGUGAAAAAAAAAUUUUGUUGAUUAAACAAAAUGGAGAAUUGCACGCGAUUGGUACCAAAUGUACACAUUACGGUGCUCUGCUACAUACCGGUGCAUUAGGGGAAGGACGAGUGAGAUGUCCAUGGCACGGUGCAUGUUUCAAUAUUAAAACUGGGGACAUUGAAGAUUAUCCAGGCUUGGAUUCUUUACCAUGCUACAAGGUUCGCGUAGACGAAACUGGCCUUGUCCAUGUAAGAGCCAAACGUAUAGAGCUGAAUAAUAACAAACGUAUGAAGGAUAUGUCUGCACGUAAUCCUGAAAAUACAAAAACUGUCAUAAUAGUUGGCGGUGGACCAUCGGGCGCGACCUGUGCAGAAAGUUUGCGACAAGAGGGCUUUGCAGGACGCAUUAUUAUGGUAUGCAGAGAAAAUGUGAUCCCUUACGAUCGAAUAAAGGUAUCCAAAGUGUUAGAUUUCGAUGUUCAUUCUGCGACAUUACGAUUGCCCUCGUUUUACAAUGAAUACAACAUCGAAACGAAACUAGGAGUAAAAGCAAUAGGUCUAGAUACGACUGAAAAUAUUAUCAAGCUGAGCAAUAACGAGAACAUCGUGUAUGAUUAUCUAUUUGUUUGCACAGGCAGUAAACCGAGAAUGCUAAAUGUGGCAGGAGCAAAUUUAUCGAAUAUUUUUGUUCUGCGAGAUUAUACCGAUUCACAAGGCGUACAUGCGCUUCUGUCGCCCGAGAAACAUGUAAUUGUUCUAGGAUUAGGUUUUAUUGGCAUGGAAGCCGCGGCUUAUUGUAUCAAUAAAUGCGCGUCUGUCACAGUAAUAGGACGUGAUACUGUACCUCUCAGAGCGAUAUUCGGGGCAACCAUUGGUAAUAGAAUUAAAAAAGAGCAUGAGGCAAAAGGUGUGAAGUUUAUCUUCCAGAAUAAUAUUAAGCAAUUUAUUCCUAAGGAAGGUGAAGAAAGCAUUUUGGCUAAAGUCGAACUUACAGAUGGUCAGAUUCUACCAGCAGAUAUAGUUAUUGUUGGAAUAGGAUCCACUUUUUACACUGAUUGGAUGAAAAAGUCUUCUGUCACAAUAAGGGACGAUGGCACUAUUCCAGUAAAUAAGCAUUUAAGAACAAAUGUAGAAAAUAUAUAUGCUGGAGGUGACAUAGCUUAUGCACCGAUAUAUGGAUCUGACGACACAGUCGCUGCAAUAGGCCAUUAUUCUCUAGCUCAUUAUCAUGGUAAAAUUGCGGCUCUAAAUAUAUGCGGCAAAGAAACAUCUUUGAAAACUGUACCAUUCUUCUGGACGAAUUUACUGAGCAAAAAUUACAGAUAUGCAGGCUAUGGGAAACCUACUAGCAUAAAGAUUUAUGGUUCACUGGAUAAACUGGAAUUUUUCGCUUAUUAUUUUAAAGAUAGCAAAGUAAUUGGAAUGAGCAGUGUUAGUGCUGAUCCAGUUGUAGCAAAUUUUGCAAAUUUACUGUAUGAGGGAAAGACCUUAACAGAAGAAGAAAUUAAUACAGAUCCAUUUGGUUGGAUGAAAAAUAAGCCAAAAGAUAUAUCAACUCGGUUUCAAGAAAGCUUUCUAGUUGAUGCUCAAGCAUGAGUCUAUUUAACAUAAACAACAUAAUUUAAUGCUUUAAAACAAUGUUACAGUAUUAAUCUUAACUUUUACGUUGUAAUUUGCCAUGUACAACAAUCUUUUUAGAUAAACUUAUGUAAUAUAUUUG